GUCUGAGGCAGCAAACGCCUUUGAUGCAGGCGCGUUGUUGGGUUGAGGCAAGCAAAUCGGCUGAAAAAAUAUCAGAAAGUCGGUUUUUAUCGGUCCUCUUCUGUCCUCUUCUUUCUUGAACAAGAUCCUGUUGCAGAAGGAGGUUGCUGAUGACAAUUGCUCUCCAGAUGGCGGAAACCGUGGCCACCCAAACGCCACCGGUCCUUGAAGGACAUGUGCCUUCUGAGAAGGAGAAGAAAUAUGACCGCCAGCUCCGUCUAUGGGCGGCAAGUGGACAGGCUGCUCUGGAGUCUGCAAACAUCCUGCUUUUCAACACAGGCUCUGGAGCUGUCGGUGUUGAGGCCCUCAAAAACCUGAUCCUGCCGGGCAUUGGCCGGUUCGCAAUUAUUGACGAUUCCACGGUGCAAGAGGCUGAUCUUGGCGUCAACUUCUUCUUGGAUGAGAAUUCUCUGGGCAAGUCGAGAGCCCAGUCAUGCACGGAGCUCCUUCUUGAGCUGAACCCAGAGGUUCACGGGGAGUGGUUUCCAAAGAACCAAGACCCGUUGGACCUGGAAAAGAUACUCUCAGCGUCGCCUACUUUCACCAUGAUCAUGUACACCUUGCCAAUCGAUCCAGCCCACUUGUCAAUACUGCAAACAUACGGAAGCAAGCAUCUCACCCCACUGAUUGCCAUUCAUUCGGCAGGUUUGUACUCGUACUUUCGCGCAAGCCUCCCUGGCACUUUCCCCAUCGUCGAUACUCAUCCGGACGAGGCCGCCACCACCGAUCUACGUCUGCUCUCCCCAUGGCCUGAGUUGCGCGAAUUCGCUAUUCAGAUGACGGAGGAUAUGGAAUCCAUGGACAACCAUGAGCAUGGCCAUAUACCAUAUGUGGUCAUCCUGCUGCACUACCUAGGAAAAUGGCAGGCCACGCACGGGGAGUAUCCAAAGAACUACGCCGAAAAGACCGAAUUCCGAAAAAUGGUUGCGGCAGGAGCAAGGAGGGACAACCCGGAGGGUGGCGAGGAAAACUUCGACGAGGCGGUGGCGGCGGUCGUGAAGACGGUAGUGCCCUCUAGUCUCCCAUCGAGCCUGAAGGAGGUGUUCGACUACAUUGACACUCAACCAAUCGAGGAAAGGUCGAGCUUCUGGGUCAUCGCCGACGCAGUGAGGCAAUUCUACAAGACACACAACUGUUUGCCACUGCCGGGGAAUGUACCGGACAUGAAGGCGCAGUCCAAGGUUUACAUUCAACUCCAGAACAUUUACAAGGCCAAGGCUCGGCAAGACGUGGCUGAGGUAUUGGGCACAGUCAGGCAGGGUCCAGGUGGCGAAGAUGUUGAUCCUGGAGAGGUUGAACUCUUCUGCAAGAAUGCAGCCUUCGUCAAACUCGUUAAUUCCGGAGCCACUGGCGCUGAUCGCCUUGCCAAAGUUGCCAAGGAGGAACUGGAAAACGACGUGAACAUGGAGGCCAUGAUGAUGCCUCUGUCCUUGAUCCCGAUAUACUUGGCACUUCGUGCGACAUCGCACAAUGGUCAAGCAUCACCCGAAGAGAUAUUGAAGAACAUUGAAGACACUGUCCCAGAAGCUGCCCAAAACGAACGACUCGUCAAGAUUUCCAGAGAAGUGGCUCGUGCUGGCGGCGGAGAGCUGCACAAUACAUCCGCUCUCACAGGUGGGAUGGUGGCUCAAGAGGUCAUCAAGAUCAUCACGAAGCAGUACAUACCGGUGGAUAAUACGUGCAUCUUUGACGGAAUCAGUAGCAGAUGCCAGGUUCUUCGUGUCUGAACGAGCGGGACGAUGAUGGCUUGCAUCGGCUUCUGCAAACAGUCUUCCAGGUCUGUGUCAGCCCAGGAUGGAAGCACCGUCCAGAUAUUUCCCGGCUUAUAUUUCUGGGGCGGGAUGACUCUGGUCUUGCCAAUGAGAGACGCGAACAGCCGAUGGGCGCUUGGAGAAGGGUGUAUGGACCUGACGCGGCCCCAUUAAGACAGCAAGCGGGCACGAACAAUCCAAAACCGGAUUGAUCUCUUGGCCAGAGAUGUUGGCUCAAUCUCGCGUCAUCCGGACCGCGGCCUCCUAACCAGGGCAGGCUUAUAGAAAUAGAUGGCGAACUUAUCGGGCCGCAAGUCCUAGAUUGCUAGCAAAGCCAGUGCAACCCUGGAAUGGCUUUUGGCCGGGAAGGGCGUCAUUGCGACGAACUCCGCCCGUAUGUGCCUGGGGAUCAAAGAAUCAAAGCGUUCACUACCAGCUACCACCUACCACUUACCAGAAUGCCCUGCCAUUUCCUGCGAUGGUGAAGUAACUUGAAAGGCA
Diaporthe batatas is the source of this 2291-nucleotide messenger RNA. RefSeq lists its product as uncharacterized. The transcript is spliced from 5 exons. Gene Ontology annotation, molecular function: NEDD8 activating enzyme activity. Lineage: Eukaryota; Fungi; Ascomycota; Sordariomycetes; Diaporthales; Diaporthaceae. Bases 150 to 1766 code for a protein of 538 amino acids. The record is from RefSeq and is a predicted model, not a curated record. Gene Ontology annotation, biological process: protein neddylation. Gene Ontology annotation, cellular component: cytoplasm.